AAUCGAAAACAAAUUUCGGCAUUCAUUUCAAUUGGUCGUUUACCUGAUAGUCCCAAAUUUUCUGUUACCUGAGCAUAUUGAACUGACCAUUUUAAUCAGUAACUAAAAUGGCAACCUACGAAGAAGUCAAAAACAUUCCCAACGAACCCUCGAAAUAUUUAUUCGAUGUUCGCAACAAAUCUGAACUAGAAGAGACUGGCACAUUACCGGCUAGCAUUAAUAUACCGCUGCCUGAUCUUGAAAAGGCGCUCAAUUUACCUGAUGGCGACUUCAAGACGUCGUAUGGACGCGCUAAGCCGUCCACGGACGCUGUGAUGAUAUUCUCUUGCAAGGCAGGCGGGCGUGCGGCACGUGCUGCGAAUUUGGCCAAGACGCUGGGAUUUACCAACGCCGUAGCCUAUGCUGGCUCAUGGACUGAGUGGGAACAAAAACAAGCUAAAUAAAACUGAAAGAACAAAACGAAUAAUAAAUAUCAUUUGUAAAACAUAUGUCAAUCAAUAAAAGCACUAAACGUUGACCUCCUGUAGGUCACCCCA
Messenger RNA from Drosophila grimshawi, 536 nucleotides. RefSeq names its product rhodanese domain-containing protein CG4456. The record is from RefSeq and is a predicted model, not a curated record. NCBI's taxonomy places the organism in Eukaryota, Metazoa, Arthropoda, Insecta, Diptera, Drosophilidae. Bases 108 to 443 code for a protein of 111 amino acids. Gene Ontology annotation, molecular function: thiosulfate-cyanide sulfurtransferase activity. The transcript has 3 exons. Gene Ontology annotation, cellular component: mitochondrion.